Lentinula edodes (shiitake mushroom) is the source of this 369-nucleotide messenger RNA. RefSeq lists its product as uncharacterized. The record is from RefSeq and is a predicted model, not a curated record. The transcript is spliced from 2 exons. Bases 1 to 369 code for a protein of 122 amino acids. Lineage: Eukaryota; Fungi; Basidiomycota; Agaricomycetes; Agaricales; Omphalotaceae.
AUGGUCAACAAUUCGAACUCACAUCUGGUAGAGCACUGUUCACAUGGUUACAAUUCUCAAUGGAUGACACUUGUCCAGCCCGAAACUCCACUGUUGUCUAUCCUUGAUCGCAGCGUUUAUAACAAUCCUUUCACCGGCGCUGACGCAUCGCUAAAAAUGUCACAUCCUGUAGUCGUGGAUAAUCCGGUGGAGGCGUAUUCGCAGCAUAAGCUAGAAACCAGGCGACAGGGCAUCAUGCUAUUGGAAAAGUUGGAAUUCGAAGACACGUUUGACAAUGAAGCUCAAGUAUUCCCCAGUCCAGCUGUGAAACUUCCUUGGAUUAGUCCACACACUUCCAAACUUCUCAACAAUCCAAAAGCACAGACGUAA